AUGCUGCGCCUCUGUCUCUGUGUGAUAGCCGUGCUUCUGCAGCCUGCACACGGCACGUACAACUGCUCCUCUCAGUACAACAAGGUCCCAGACAACAGCGACCUGUCGGUGGAGUGCGGUCCCAGCAUCAUCACUCUGGAGGUGAACCUGUGCACGGCACAGUGGGCCGGGUUCGACCCCACCGGGCUGGCUCUGAAUGGUCAGCACAACAACAGCCUAUGCCAGGGCACCAUCGACUCCAGCGUGGACCCGCCCGUCAUCCGCUACCAGCUGCCUGUCAACCACAGCCAGGAAAACCCCUGUCGGCAGUCUCUGCAGAUUGUUGACGAGACCCCUGGUCCUGGGAUCUUCAGCUCCUUCUCCACCAUCCAGUCGGUGGUGAUAACGGGGUACAUCGACACCCCCCGGUCCUCAGACGGGAUCAUCAGCUACUCCACAGACCUCUACUACCACUUCUCCUGCCGCUACCCGCUGGAGUACCUCCUGAACAACACCCAGAUUGUGGCGUCUUCAGUCUCAGUGGCCACAAGUGACAACAAUGGCACCUUCAUCAACACCCUCAGCAUGGCCGUGUUCAAUGACACGGAUUACACACACCCGCUGGCUGUCCCGGAAACGGGACUUGAACUGCGCACCAAGGUCUACGUGGAGGUCAAGGCCACCAACCUGACCGGAAACUUUCACGUGCUGCUGGACCACUGCUUCGCCACACCGUCCCCCUUCAAUGUGUCCCUCGGAGAGAAGCAUGACUUCUUCAUCGGGUGUAACGUGGAUCAGAGGACCACCAUCCAGCUAAACGGGGCUGAUAAGAACUCCCGCUUCUUCUUCGAGGCAUUCCGGUUCGUGCAGCACCGGGACCGGGAGAAGUCCAGCCUAUACCUGCACUGCAUCCUCAGGCUGUGUGAGCCCAGCAACUGCCAGAAAGUUCUGGACGUUUGCAGCAAGAGGAGGAGGAGGAGAGAGGUGGUUCCGUUUGGGUCGGAGUCUGCAGAUUCAGCCACAGUGUCUGUGGGGCCCAUCUACACCCAAGCUGAGGACGCUCCAGGCCAGCCCUCUUCUGCUGCGUACAGUGGCUCUGAGAGCACAGACAGCCCCAACGUCACAGGCCUGGUGGUAGGCCUCAUCUUCGCCUGCGCCGGGGCAGCCAUGCUGGUUGUGGGUGCUUGGUUCGCCUUCAAGAAGUUCUACCUGGGGGGCAUGAUGCCCCGCAGCUUCAACUGA
Megalops cyprinoides (Indo-Pacific tarpon) is the source of this 1221-nucleotide messenger RNA. Its product is annotated as zona pellucida-like domain-containing protein 1. The record is from RefSeq and is a predicted model, not a curated record. Gene Ontology annotation, cellular component: cell surface. Lineage: Eukaryota; Metazoa; Chordata; Actinopteri; Elopiformes; Megalopidae. Bases 1 to 1221 code for a protein of 406 amino acids. The transcript has 10 exons.